Messenger RNA from Mercenaria mercenaria, 1521 nucleotides. RefSeq lists its product as uncharacterized. Gene Ontology annotation, molecular function: nucleotide binding; DNA-directed DNA polymerase activity; DNA binding. NCBI's taxonomy places the organism in Eukaryota, Metazoa, Mollusca, Bivalvia, Venerida, Veneridae. Bases 1 to 1521 code for a protein of 506 amino acids. The record is from RefSeq and is a predicted model, not a curated record. The transcript has a single exon. Gene Ontology annotation, biological process: DNA replication.
AUGGGCGAUCUAUACGACAAAACAGUAGAAAAAAGAAAGUACCUGGAAAGUGAAGGCUAUACUUACAGAUGCAUAUGGGAAUCAGACUUUGACAAACUGUUAAAAGAAGACCAACAUAUGAAAACUUUUGUAGACCAGCUGGAUAUAGUUACACCUUUAGAACCACGCGAUGCCUUUUAUGGAGGGCGUACAGAGGCAUACACCAUGUAUAAAGAAGCUACAGUUGACGAGAAUAUCAAAUAUUAUGAUGUUACCUCCCUGUACCCCUGUAUCAACAAAACUGGUAAAAUACCAUUAGGACACCCUGACAUCAUCACAGAUGACUUCACUUCAUUGGACGAUUACGAAGGCCUAAUGAAGUGUAAAGUAUUACCUCCAAGGAACCUUUUUCAUCCUGUGCUACCUUGUAGAAACCACAACAAGCUCCUGUUUCAACUCUGUAAAACCUGUACAGAGACUAAAUAUCAGGGUAAAUGUAAUCAUACGAAUGAGGAACGUUCGUUCAUUGGCACCUGGGUUACAGACGAAAUAAAAACGGCUGUACGAAAAGGGUACACAAUUGUGAAAAUCUACGAAGUUUGGCACUUUGACAAACUAUCACAAUAUGAUCCAAUUACAAAGACUGGUGGUUUAUUUAAAGAAUACGUCAACAAAUUUCUAAAAAUAAAGCAGGAAGCUAGCGGAUGGCCAAAGUGGUGUCAAACAGAAGAAGAUAAACGAAAAUAUAUAAACAUGUACCACCAAAGAGAAGGAAUUCUUCUUGAAUACAACAAGAUUAAGAAAAACCCAGGUAUGCGUGCCUUAGCAAAGCUUAUGCUAAACUCUUUCUGGCGAAAGUUUGGACAAAGAUCAAAUAUGGAGCAAGUGGACUAUGUUACCGAACCAAGUAUUUACUUCGAUAAGCUAACAUCGGACCAGGAAGAUGUAACUGCGGUAAACUAUGUAUCUAACGAAAUGGUUGAAAUGCGCUGGAAGUAUGCAGGUGAUUUCGUAGAUUCAAAUACAAAAACGAAUGUCGUUAUAGCGGCUUAUACAACGGCUCAAGCUCGCUUAAAGCUUUAUUCCUAUUUAGACAGUCUGGGUAAUAGGGCUUUGUAUGCAGACACUGACUCAGUGAUAUUUACAACAAAGGAUGGUGAGCAGACACCUGUUCUAGAUGAUUAUCUCGGUGGCCUGACAGAUGAGGUGCCAAACAACGAAAUUCAAACUUUCAUGACAGGCGGUGCAAAAAAAUACGCAUACAAGCUACAAAAACCUGACGAGAAUGGAAUGUAUACACACUGCAAGAUAAGAGGCAUUACCUUAAAUUGCAAAAACUUGUUAAAUGUGAACUUUGAAGUGUUAAAGAAAUUUGUGACAAAAACGCCAUUGGGUAAAGUAUCAGUUGUAGAUGCAAACAAAAUCUCAAGAGCAAGAGAUACUGCCCAACUAGUAACUGUAUCAGAAAGGAAAGACUAUCAAAUAGUGUUUGAUAAGAGAGUGAUUAGAGAAAAUUACGUUUCCUAUCCAUAUGGGUUUUAG